Molecule: messenger RNA, 1848 nt
Organism: Coniophora puteana RWD-64-598 SS2
Lineage: Eukaryota; Fungi; Basidiomycota; Agaricomycetes; Boletales; Coniophoraceae
Exons: 3
Coding region: 45-1388 (447 amino acids)
Cellular component (GO): cytoplasm
Source: RefSeq, a predicted model, not a curated record
AGCCUGUUCCCCGUCCCCCACCCGACCCUCCCACAAAACACAACAUGCCUCCCCAGCAGAGACACGUCGCCGACGCCGUCAGAGACACCGUCCAGUACAGGGGUCCCCCUCAGGACCACCCGCCCCGCAACCGCGUCGGUCGCAGCCAGACACAGGCCCCUAAUACCUCCCCACAACAUCGUCCACCAUACAGUGGCCGUCGCUCUCAGUCCCAGGACUCUGUUCUCCAAGCUGCCAAUGCCAUCGAAAAGUCCAAGCCGAAGCAGCGUGGAAAGAAGCCCUCGGUCCACGCAGACGUCAUCGAUCGCCUUGACUUCACAGGUGUCGGCCCAAUGUUCCACCACGAUGGUCCUUUUGACGCCUGUGCUCCCUCUCGCAAUCGCCACAAGACCAGAGCCCCCAUGCUAGCAUGGAGCGGCCAACCCGAGGACCCAGCCUCAAAUGGCCGAUCAUAUCCUUCCCCAGACAAGUAUACAAACGUCCCGGCCGAGUACGAGGCACCCAAGAAGAAAGUUGACGCCAUCGCUGAGGCGUGGGGAAUUCACGAACCAGAGCCAUACGAAGAAUUCUUCGCAGGAGGUGGUACCGGUCCCACUCCGGCCAAUUCCAUCUACGCUGGAAAGGAAGGUCACGGGCACUCUCACCCAGUUCACAACGCCAGCGCCAACGGGAACGGGAACGGGAGUGGGAAUGCCUCUUCCCGCAACAAUACUCCCCAACAUUCCCUUGGCCGUCGCUCUAAAGAUAAAGAGACUCGAGACAUCCGUGAGGUUUACCGCAAAUAUCUCGAUGAGGAAACUAAGAGUCUCCAAGCUCGCGAUCGCGAACGUGGUGAACGUGGCGAGGGCCGCCGCGGCAAGCGGGGUGUCCUCCCGCCGCCUCAACCCAUCCUUGUCCCCGAAGGCAACACUACCGACUUCGUCGACCCGUCCCUCCCAGCAUCCGGAUCUCCAGGGGCUGUCAUGCCCGGUGCCCCCAAGCGUACCAAAUCACUCAUGCAACGCAUCCGAAAGAUGCGUGAUACGCCUAAUGUUCCCGUCGGCUAUGAAGAUGCAUCAGGCGAUUCCCCAUCGCCACCGCCUGGGGAAGGGGGUGGUCGCCCUACCCACCGCACCCAGAACUCGUAUGGAGCUGGCCGGUAUGGCAACGGUAACGGCGACCGUAGAAACGGUGCCCUUUCGCCUGCAUCAGACGAAGCGUAUGUGUAUGUCGAUGAGCGUCCUACCCGUGACAAGCAGCUACCCGCAACGCCGUAUGGUAUGAAGACGCCACCGGGGGACUACAGCGGGGGAUACUUUGACGAGACUUCGGGAUCUCCGGGUGCUGGUCUCGGUCGCAAGACCAGUCUGCUCAAGAAGGUCAAGGAUGCCGUUCGCGGCCCCAAGUAAUCCGUAUUCCGUUCCAGUUCUUUGGCGGAUUGUUUUUCUCCCCACUUAAUUGAUUGUUCAAAUAUUGUCAAAUCUGUGCAUUCAUUGUCUCCUUAUGUGGAACGUCGGAUCCGGUCCUCUUCAUCUGCUAUACUUCUUUAUAUAACAACGUCCCCUCCCUUCUUUUGAUCGAUUUGUUACUUUUAGCCAGGACUCACGACAGCGUCCAUGCAACGGGCGCACGACCAUGCUUCCCCUUCUUCCCUACCCCACCGUCCUUCUUUCGCUUCUCGCUUCCAUCGAAACCAGUGUCUAAAGUUGCUCGCGCCCUAUUGUUCUCGAUCCUGCGUGCAUCCUCUUGUGUCUCCCUAGCUACAUCCGUAUACCCUCCUUUUGUCCCGCGCGGGGUUGUAAACAUGUAGACUAUAACGCGUCUGUGCGCAGCGGACGUGCCGUAGUAUAAUGUCAAUGUAAAUCUCGG